Molecule: messenger RNA, 1323 nt
Organism: Ostertagia ostertagi
Lineage: Eukaryota; Metazoa; Nematoda; Chromadorea; Rhabditida; Trichostrongylidae
Source: the annotation of a GenBank genome assembly
AUGGACGAAGCGGACUGGCAAAGUGACGGACGAGCGCAUGGACGUUGCGAUCGUCUGCCCUUCCAGAAAUCACCUGAGUCUGACGACAUAACUAAGCCAUUUCCCUACGCUUCUCCUCUUGGUAGUGAUGAAGUGCAUCCGCUUCAUCUGCUUAUUAAUAUAAGGAAAGAGUCUGUGAAGUUCGUGAGGAUAAAGGACGAAAAUGGUUCUCGAAGUGAAACAAGUCUCUAUCGUUUGGAGUUUAUACUAGAUGCCGAUUGUUCGUGUUUUGUUCAGAUUCAUUUCAAUGCGAGAGAGCUAUAUCAAGAUGGAGAAGUUCAAUUUGCGUACCGAAACAAGCGAGUAUCGUGCUCGGAUCGUUUCCAUUUUGAUACUGGUUCCGAGCAGAUAUUCAACAAUUUCACCUUUGAUCCAUCAAAAUGGGACCUAGCAGACCUGACCUAUUCUGGUGGUCUUUAUUUCCCUGUCGUAGUUGUUAUUCAAACAGAUGGAAUUGACCGACCGCAAAUGCAAAGCACCAUGUGUACAGUGGAUGUUGCCAACGAUAGCAGUCAUGCCCUAAUCCUAAAACCACUGCGGCAAAAAAUUGCUUGUGAUGGCGUUAUUUACCUUCUCCAAGAGAUGUUCGGCAUAGAAAAUAAAGAGAUGGCACCUGACGGGAACGCGGACGAAUGUGGACUGGAGUGUAUUAUUUGUAUGAGCGACAUUCGUGACACUGUAAUCCUACCGUGCCGUCAUCUUUGUAUAUGUAAUAAUUGUGCGGAUACAUUAAGAUACAAGCUUAAUAAUUGCCCCAUUUGCCGCUCUCCGUUCCGUGCACUGAUACAGCUUCGUGCGCGCAGGCAAACACGCAAUCUUGGGUACGAAACAGUGACUUUAGUGGAAGGUCUAAAUGGUCCUCUGAACCAUCACUCCUAUGGAAACAUCGAACAAACUUCGAAAAAUGUGUCAGAAGUUUCUACCAUGAAGAAGGGUCACUCUCGAGAACGUAGUCGAGCGAGCAACAUCAUCAGUCAAAUUGUCACAAUCGACAGUGCUGGCGACCUUGAAGAGACCAGUGAAGGAAUUGAGAUGAAGCGGUAUCUCCCUAAAGAUGUUGUGCCUCAAGAAGAAACUCCUGUGCUAUCGAAUGUCUCUUCAAGAAGCGGUAGCCCUCACUGUUAUACGACUCCUGAGGAGACUGAAGUAGAAGUCACAGUGGACAACAUAAGGUCGAUUCCAUCAAAGCGAGGUCUGCAAAUAGGCGACAGUCACUCAUCUAGCGAGCUUUUAGAAAAAGCUGUCGAGGGUGUUCAGAAGGGAGCGUUGGCUGCAGAAGAUUAA